AUGGCUUCUAGCAAUUCCGACUAUGAGCUCUUGACGGAGCACUUUAGCUACCCCCCCGUCUCCCUCCUCGACGACAUCAUCAACACCGUCAACGUCCUCGCCGACCGCGCCCUCGACUCCGUCGAACGACUCCUCCUCUCCAUCCCCCCUCACAAACUCGGCUUCAAGAAACCCAAACAGCAGCAGUCAGACCAGACACAGACACAAACACAGACCCCCGAAGAGGCCGCCAAGCUCGAAAUCGAAAACGGCACACACCAGCUCGAGACGCUGCUCAACGCCUCCAUCGACAAGAACUUUGACAUCUUUGAGCUCUACGUCAUGCAGAACAUCAUCACCGUCCGGCCGCAAGACCAGCCGUACAUGCGCCUCUCGCACUACCGCGGCCUCGAAUUCCCCGACGACGGCGACGGCGCUCCCGGCCACCCCCAGCAGCAGGCCGACGACAGGCCGUCCCCCGAAUCCAUCACCGCCCUCCGCAGACGGCUCCAAGCGAGCCAGAAACUCAACGCCGUCCUAGAAGCCGAACACGCCCGCAACGAAGCCCUCCUGCGAAACCUGCGAUCCCUCCUCGGCAUCGCCUCCCCCUCCGAACACGCAGCCACCACAAAGACGGAAGAAGGAGAAGAAGGGCACGAAGCAGCAGCAGCAGCAGCAGUGCCCUCCUCGGCCUCAAAUGGCGCGGCGUCAACGCUCAGCCCGUUCACCUUCUUGCGCGAUAAGGGCGGGCUUGAAGAGAGCGGCGGCGAGCAGCCCAUCACUACGACGACCGAGUUUGCGCUUUCGCAGCUGCAGGCGCUGCGCGCGCUGUCCGGAUCGCUGAGGCAGCUGUUGCCCGAACUUGCCAGAUGGAGACGAGAACGCGCAGAGUACGUUGAGUCGUCGACGAGGAAAUACCUCGAGACGGUGGUGGGGCUGGAGCUUGGCCCCGAGGGCGAGGUCCGCGAUGGCGAGUGGCAGGGCGAAGGGCGAGGACUGAGUAAAGGCGAGGUGGAAGGGCUGGAGAAGGUGGCGGCCAUGCUGGGAGGAGGAGAGGGGGGAAGGGGAGGAAAAGAUGCUGAAGCGGGGGGAGAGUCCAUGGAUACGACGUAG
Trichoderma reesei QM6a is the source of this 1092-nucleotide messenger RNA. RefSeq lists its product as uncharacterized. NCBI's taxonomy places the organism in Eukaryota, Fungi, Ascomycota, Sordariomycetes, Hypocreales, Hypocreaceae. Gene Ontology annotation, biological process: kinetochore assembly; protein localization to kinetochore; mitotic sister chromatid segregation. The record is from RefSeq and is a predicted model, not a curated record. The transcript is spliced from 3 exons. Bases 1 to 1092 code for a protein of 363 amino acids. Gene Ontology annotation, cellular component: chromosome, centromeric region; nucleus.